AAUGGAUCAUUGUAAUGGAAAUAAAUCAUUAAACAUUGCCCCUAGCGAUCGUCAAGGGCUUUGGAGCACGAGUGGUGAUAAUGAUGUUCCCGGCAGCGUGUCGGGCCUCCAGCGUUUGCAGCACAAAAAGUUUAAUAAGGGUCUUGCAUUUACCUUGGAAGAACGUCAACUGUUGGGCAUUCAUGGCCUUCUGCCGGCUGUAGUGAAAUCGGAAGUAGAACAAAUCCAACAUUGUUUGUUGUUGUUGGAUCGUUUGGAAUCUGACUUGGAUAAAUAUAUGUAUUUGAGUAGUCUAGCCGAACGAAAUGAACGUCUAUUCUAUAAAAUUUUGGCAACAGAUGUUUCCAAAAUGAUGCCAUUAGUUUAUACGCCCACUGUAGGUUUGGCUUGUCAGAAAUUCAGUAUGAUAUUUCAAUAUCCCAAAGGCCUGUAUAUUACAAUUAAGGAUAAGGGUCAUGUCUAUGAAGUUCUCAAGAAUUGGCCGGAAACCGAUGUACGUGCCAUUGUCGUUACAGAUGGAGAACGUAUCUUAGGUUUAGGCGAUUUGGGCGCCAAUGGCAUGGGCAUACCGGUUGGUAAAUUAUCCCUGUACACAGCUCUGGCCGGCAUAAAACCUAGUCAAUGUUUACCCAUAACUUUGGAUGUUGGUACCAACACAGAAACCCUACUCAGUGACCCGCUCUACAUUGGUCUACGCCAUAAGAGAAUUACCGGCAAGGAAUAUGACGAGUUCAUCGACGAAUUCAUGCAUGCUGUGGUACGACGCUUUGGCCAAAAUUGUCUCAUACAAUUCGAGGAUUUUGCCAAUGCGAAUGCAUUCCGUUUUUUGGCCAAAUACCGUAAUGACUUUUGCACAUUUAACGAUGAUAUUCAGGGUACAGCCUCGGUGGCAGUAGCCGGUCUGUUGGCAUCACUGAAAAUCAAGAACACAAAACUGAAAGAGAACAAAAUUUUGUUCCUUGGUGCUGGUGAAGCUGCCUUAGGCAUUGCUGGGCUAUGUUUAAUGGCAUUGAUGAAGGAAGGCCUGACCGAAGCUGAGGCAAAGAAAUGCAUCUGGAUGGUGGACAGUAAGGGUUUAAUUGUACAAAAUCGUCCCACCGGUGGCAUCACUGAACACAAAAAGCAUUUUGCUCAAGAUCAUGCACCUGUCGAUUCCUUGGAAGAGGCAGUUAAAACAAUUAAACCCUCAGUCUUGAUUGGGGCUGCGGCAAUUGGUGGAGCCUUUACCAAAUCUAUACUGGAGAUGAUGGCCGAAUUUAAUGAGACCCCAAUAAUUUUUGCUCUAUCAAAUCCCACGAGUAAAGCUGAAUGUACAGCCGAACAGGCUUACCAGUAUACCAAAGGAAAAUGUAUAUUUGCUUCUGGUUCACCCUUUAAACCCGUACAAUAUCAGGGCAAAACAUUCUAUCCGGGCCAAGGAAAUAAUUCAUACAUUUUCCCAGGUGUAGCGCUGGGUGUACUCUGUGCCGGUAUGUUGACCAUACCGGAAGAAUUGUUCCUGAUGUCAGCUGAAUGUCUGGCAAAUUUAUGUAAACCGGAUGAUUUGAAUAAGGGUUCGUUGUAUCCACCCUUGAAUAGUAUUACUGAAUGUUCGGUCGAAAUUGCCGCCUACAUUGUGGAAUAUGCAUAUAAAAAUGGCCUAGCUACAGUACGCCCAGAACCAAAGGACAAGAGAGCAUUUAUACGAGCACAAAUGUAUGACUUGUCAUAUCCAUCAGCCAUUCCAGAGGUCUAUAUGUGGCAACAGAAAUUGUAA
Molecule: messenger RNA, 1756 nt
Organism: Musca vetustissima
Lineage: Eukaryota; Metazoa; Arthropoda; Insecta; Diptera; Muscidae
Product: NADP-dependent malic enzyme-like
Exons: 4
Coding region: 2-1756 (584 amino acids)
Biological process (GO): pyruvate metabolic process; malate metabolic process
Cellular component (GO): mitochondrion
Molecular function (GO): malate dehydrogenase (decarboxylating) (NADP+) activity; NAD binding; malate dehydrogenase (decarboxylating) (NAD+) activity
Source: RefSeq, a predicted model, not a curated record